Messenger RNA from Pygocentrus nattereri (red-bellied piranha), 3867 nucleotides. RefSeq names its product TATA-box binding protein associated factor, RNA polymerase I subunit C (gene taf1c). The transcript has 15 exons. Gene Ontology annotation, molecular function: RNA polymerase I core promoter sequence-specific DNA binding. Gene Ontology annotation, cellular component: fibrillar center. Bases 201 to 3251 code for a protein of 1016 amino acids. The record is from RefSeq and is a predicted model, not a curated record. Gene Ontology annotation, biological process: transcription by RNA polymerase I. Lineage: Eukaryota; Metazoa; Chordata; Actinopteri; Characiformes; Serrasalmidae.
GCGGCGUGACGUCGUUUGUUUGGCACGCGCGCGCGGCCGGCCACCAUGUGCUCGGUUUAGUCCAUGUGGGAUAUAAAAGUCCUAAACGAGCUGCUGCGGUUUUAAUCUAAAGCAGCGGAUUAGAGCAGAGCUUUAAAUAUUUACGCGGUUUUAUAAAGAGAGUUAGUCCGGAGUAAUAACCAGGGCCGCGCUCGGGCCGAAUGGACGGAGCACAGGCCCGGACUUGUUUCGGUAACAUGGACAACAAAUUCCCGGCGCAGCUUUUCCCACAUUUCUACCUCGACGGCCCGCCGGAUUUGAAGCCGACGCACCUUUACGGUGGCUGGGGCUCCUACGGACAAGUCCUGCGGGCGGUCUCCACAACAGCUCAGACGCCGCUGGAGUUUCAGGCCCAGCAUGUGGCGGAGGGAGAGAUGUGGGUCCCUGUCGAGCCGAUGGUGACGCCACUUCUGCCGCCCAAUAAAGAUGCCAAAAUCUACUUUGGCCCACCUGUCAGUCCGGAUGAUUUCCCUGAGCAUAUGCAUCAUUUCCAUGUGCAUCACUGUAUGGAUUCCUUCUUUACCAUGGGCCAGCUGCUCGGAGAGGACUUCGGCUCUGGAGGAAUGUGCUGUAAGGAUCGCAUCAGAGUGCCAAACAUGCAGAGGUUUGUGGACAGCUUAAAAUACAAGAAGUGUGAGUUGAAACGGACUCUUUCGUGUGUGCACCGCUACCACGAUCUACUGAGUGACGUUUUCUGUGAUAUUCCGUCCGCUCUCCUGGCUGAGCUUCUUCAUGAGGAGUUAACUCUCCAGAGGGACCUGGAGGAGUUCCAGCCCAACACCACCGGAGGCGCUCUAGGCUACUUUCCUCUUCAGGUCGUUGAUGGUCUUAAAGAGUCCUGUCUCGUCUAUCCCAGUGGAGAUGCUCUCAACGUUCUGAAUUUCCACAGAGUGGUGCUGGAAUUCAGUGAUGAUAAACCUCCCGUUAUGAACAUGGAAAAUGCACCGCUGGUGUUUAAACUGAAUGGAACGGUCAGACAGAUCAGCUCGGCCAGAUUGGAUGAUGAAGAUGCCAUCGGGGUGCGUUCGGAUUAUUUCUGUGGUGUGUGGCUGAUGAGUGACUCUGGGCGUCCACAACCGUUGGAGGUGAUCAAGCUGAAGGAGCGCUGCAGCAGCCUCAACGUCAGUCCUCAUGUUCGUGCAGAACUUGUUGUGGCCAGUGAAAGUGGAGCAGCCUAUCUCUGGACUGUGGGAAGCCGGCCUCAGAAGUUUCGGGAUGAGCCGUCAAACCUGUACUUCAAUGCCAAGUCGUCGUGGCGGUGGUGUGAGUUCUCGGCGCACCCGAGAGUGAUGGUUUUCGCUGACAGGACAGGAGCGGAGCUCACGGACAGCAGGAGCAGAGACUGUUCUCACACACUUUUCCGGAUUGGGAAGACGGCUGGCUGUAAAAGAGGAGAGAGAGUCUAUUUAGCCAAAUAUCUGGGCCAGAGUCACGCUUACCACCACCUCAUCGCUACACAGUUCUCCGCGUACAUCCUGGACGAACGAAUGCCGAGUGUUCCUGCGCUGAAGUGGGAGCACAUGAUGGAGUCCCCUCCGUGUUUUGCCCAAGCUGUACCGGCAUUGGACUCGAGCGGCACCUCCAAAAUUCUGCUGGGAGCGCAGAAAGCGCAGGAGACUGUGCUGCUGCAGUAUUCAGGGGGGCGUGAAGAGCCGUGUCGGGCACACGGACCCGUUCAGAAGCUCUGCAGUCCCUGUGAGAGCCUGGCGAUCCGGCAGCUCCCCCACAGGGAGCAACAAGUGAAGGAGAGACUGGCAGUGCCCGCUGCAGGCCUUGCAGCAGCAGCCAUGAAUGAGGACUUCCUCUCCGUGUUCCAGCUCACAGGAGCUGGAGACGUAUUCUGCCAGAUGCUGAAAUUGCAUUCAGACUCCCAUCCAAAGCCACCCCGCAACGUAGAUUCAGUAGAACCAACGUCCAGCCAGAGCUCACAAUCGACACAGGUUUCUGAGGGAGAGGAAGCAUCAGCAGAGGAAACUCAAAAAGAGGGUCAAGAGCAAGAAAAGUCUGACGACGAGUUGUUAUCGGACAGUGAUUCUGAACGAGCGCAACACCGGCGGAGGCUAAGCCAAGUAGAAGUGGUGGUCAACAAUGAGUGGGAUUCCCACGCUUCAGAUGCCAGGGAAGAGAUUAGCCAUGAACCCUCUUCUGUCCUGGACUUAUCCCUGCUUAAUGCCCAGAUCAACAGAGCUCGUCCAGUGAGGCCGGCGAGCCCAAAGACAGCAAGCGAGGAGCUAAAGCUGAUCUGGAAAAAAUGGCUAGCGUCUCUUCUGGAUAAUGCCACUACACCGAGCCAGUGCUUAGAACACUGGCAGCUCAAGACCAAAUGUAUAAUGCAGUUUGAAGUCAAACCCAGAGACAAACUUAAGGAGGAUCAGUUUCGGAGCCUGAGGAACGAUCUGGCAAACGCCAUGAAGAAUAGACAACUGCUUACUCACGAGGGCACCUACCUGCCUCCUCUGGAAGUCGUCCCUCUUCCAGAAACGGUGGACCCCUCGGACUGGCCAGAUGAUCUGAGCCAGCGGCUGAGCGCCUCUUGGGGGGGUGGCUGGAGUAACUGGUGGGAUGAUAAGCUUGGCCUGAACCGGGACACCAAGAUCGAAGCUCUGCGCAGGAAGCGCAGGCAGGAGAAGCGAGCCAAAAGCCGAAGCCGGGUGGCGCUUUCCGGAAGCUUCACCUCAUCUGUCAGUUAUCAGGACGAUCUUUCCGGGUGGUCUUCAAGCAUGAGUCAGUAUCUUGGUUCAGACGUGGAGAGCUUUGGGAAUUCACAGAGCGCUACGGAGGAUACCGAACCGGAGACGACGCUGCCCAAGAGCACGGUGGCUCAGAAAAGACUUUCUACCAAGCGAUCGUCACCAGAAACAGAAUCCUUUAAAUCUUUGAGAGGUUCUCCAAGUAAUCCACCAGAGCAGGACUCCGCCACGUCCAUUUCCCAGUCUCAGAACCAGCAACAAGGACAGGCGCUGAAACCAUCGCUGUCCAGUCAGCAGAAGCCAAAGCUGUGGCAGCAACAGGACUACCUCAGCUCUCUGUUUGGCUCUCAGGAGCCGUCACAGGAUCCUGGACAGGUCAACGAGGGCACCUUGCUUGUUCGCCCGGCUGCGGCCGUGUCGCAGUGCCUCGGUUCAUCUUAUUCAUUGCAGCAUCCAUCCCGACACAGGACAUCUUCACAGGCCUCCCAGCCUCAGAGGAAGAAGUCUCGAAUGGGAUUCUGAAGUGGUGAGCGUUUUACCUCUCGCUCUCAUCCCAGCUGGCCUCCGGUAUGGUUGGCAGGUCGGGGACGCUGUAGUAGCUGCUGUGGAGGUUCUGUGCGGUUCGGCGGGAAACGAUCCACACCAGCUUCCUGUGGUCCGGUUUGGAGCACUCUGGGGAGGAGUACUGCAUCAGGCACUGUCCCACCAGCCCUCUCCACCUCUGGAGCUCCGGCUCAGAGAUCUACACAUACACAGAUGCCACCAGAAGAGGCACACUGGGUUACAUAAUAUAGAGGCCGGAGAGUUCCUGAUAACCUACACUCACUCGGUCUGUGGGAGUAAACCGAUAGACCCGUCUACAGCUCAGCCAUGCCCAAAGGCUCAGUUUGGCUCCCGUGACGUUACAGAGCAUGCCUGCAAUUCUUGGUGCCCCAGAGGACGCUUGGAUAUAUUUAUAGAGGCAAGUCUGAGUGAACUUGAGCUUGCAUCACAACUAGGGGUCAAAGACGGACUGAAAUGUUUGCCCUUCUUUUUCUGUUCUGAAAAGUUUGGCACAAGUUGUUGUUUUUGUUUUUUCCCCCAAAUCGAAACAAUUAAACUGAGAUCAUGACUGCAUGACUCAUAUACCGAAUUAAAA